AUGUCUUCAUUGAUGACGAUCACUCAACAAGAUGCUUCACUGCAGAAGGACCCAGUUCCGAUGAAAAAAGAGAAAGCUCCUCCAUCAUACAAUGGACAUGUUGUUUUUAACGAACUUAACCAGCCGAUCAUCAAACUGAAUCGAUUGUACAACACACAGAGCUCCGAAAAACGAACGAAUCAAUAUUAUGCCGAGAAAUAUAAAACAUACUACCAAUCGUUGUAUUACUCAAAGUUCAUAGAAUCAAAAGAAAGAGAGAAACGAAAGUUGUUUCCUGUUGAAAAGAAGAAAAAGACACCUUUUGAAACUUUAAGUACUGCUUUUAGCAGAAAACUUGUUGAGGAUUACAAAAACACGAGAAAGGAAUCAAAGGCCUUUAAACCGAGUCUAGAAGAAAUUAGACUUGAAAGGGAACGAAAAUUAGAACUCGCCAAGCAACAUUAUAUCAACGAAGAGUUUUCUGAAGCAGUUGCUUUAUUUCAUGAGUGUGUCAAUGAGGGCAUGACGACUGCUGAAAAUUAUUCACUGUAUGGAGAGACGUUAUGGAGAAUUGGAAAUUAUGAAGAAGCGUUGCAACAGUUAAGCAUUUGUAUAAGCAUGGACCCUCAUAUAUCGUCCGCAUACUACAUUAGGGGUGAUUGUUAUGUUCACUUACAAGACUACGACAAAGGAAGGCGUGAAUUUGAAAAAUACUUGAAAAUUGAACACCCUACUAAAACAGUUUUAGUUAGUUUGGGUAAAUGUUGUUCAACUUUAAGAGACUUGCGAGGUGCAUUUGACAGCUUUAAUAGAAUAAUUACAGAGGUUGACAGUCAAGACCCAUACAUUUAUUUCUUAAGAGGGGAUAUUUUAUAUCAAAUGGGCCAGAGGGAAGAAGCACUGAAUGACUUUCAGAAACUUAGAGAAAUAGACCCAAUGUUUUGUAAACAAUACGAAAUAUCUGCCAAAAAUUGCGAAGAAGCAGGAGAGAUUGCUGAAGCUUUAUCAAUUUAUGAAGCUCUUGUAAAAAUUCAACCUGCCAACAUGGAAUAUUUAGCCCAUUACGGCCAUUUAUUUGUCGCACUGGGUCGAACCGAGGAGGCUUUGGUUUGGUUCUCCAAAUGCAUUGAGAAAAAGCCAUUAGAGAACCCUUCCUUACUUGCAGAUGCAUACGUCACAAAGUCAAUUAUUCUAACGGAGCAAAAUGAGAUAGAAAAGGCAUUGUUCACCCUUAACAUUGGCAUUGGAGACCUGCCAGACGAACCUUCAUUGUACAAAUGUAGAGGCACUUGCCACAUGCUGCUUAAUUUAACCACAGAGGCCAAAGAGGAUUUUGAAACAUUAUUACAACUUGAUUUAAAGAAAGCACAUGUCGAUGGAUUCAUCUACAAAUUUUUGGCGGAAUACUAUUUUGAACGAAGGGAUAACAUGGAACAAGCCUUGGAACACUUUUUACAAAGCUCAAAAAUUGGAUUUUUAAAAGGACUAUGGGCCUCGCGCAAGGAAGAACUCGAAAGAAGCAAAUUCGGGCAGUACACUCAGCCAUUAAUUGAAGAAACUCAAGCACAGUUAGCAUGUUGUUUACUUGUUGCUCAAACAAAGUCCGACAGAAUGCUAGAAUCUCCUAUCGACCUUGAGGAAGAAGCUAAGAAAGCCAAGCAUCCUCAAAAGAAAGACAAGAAACCAGAAAAGAUACCCUCACUGUUUGACAUGGCUGCAAGCGUAUUCAUGAAAAAAUACAACACACCAGACAAAGAAGUGCCCUAUCUCCCAACCCAACUUGAGAGUAAGCUCUUUCGAAUUUAUAAAGAUAGGUAUGCUGCAACAACGACACGAACCAGCAACUCAAGAGGUGCAACACGAAAGUAA
Naegleria lovaniensis is the source of this 1848-nucleotide messenger RNA. RefSeq lists its product as uncharacterized. Gene Ontology annotation, biological process: negative regulation of DNA-templated transcription. The transcript has a single exon. The record is from RefSeq and is a predicted model, not a curated record. Gene Ontology annotation, molecular function: protein binding. NCBI's taxonomy places the organism in Eukaryota, Heterolobosea, Eutetramitea, Acrasida, Naegleriidae. The coding region runs from base 1 to 1848 and encodes 615 amino acids.